AUGUAUGAUCGCUCUGAUACCAUAUUGAAUUUGAUGUUGAAUGAUUAUGUAAAGCAAGAACAAGCUGUGAAUAUGAAACUUGAACAAGAGUUUCAGAUUCUUAGUAAUUGGAUUCAAAAUAAGUUAAAUGGCAGAAGUGGGAGCAAGAAAUCAAGCUUGAUUUCAGCUACUGAUCACAAGCUACAAGAGCCUUUAUUCAGCGACAAGCAUCAUGGAUUGCUAGCUAUUGGGACACUAGGAAACAAAAAUUUGAAAGAUCAUCCUCCAGAGAGGAGCAUUAAUCUUGAGGGGAAUCCAUCUUCCUCCCAAGAUGAUCAUCUACAAGAAUUUACAUCUGAAGAAUUGGGAAAGCUUCAGAACGAGUUGAACUUAUUAUUGCAUUGCUCUGUAGAAUCGGAAGCGAAUAAUCAUCAUCAACUGGAUAAAUCACUAGAUAGAGAGUCAAACAGCAAAGAUAGUAGUAUCCAGCGAAGCACCAGCAACAUCGUACUAAAUAGUACUGGGAAAGAUGAUGUUUGUUUGGAAAAUACUAAGGGUGGCAUUGGCAAAAAAUCAUUGUCUUUUGUUCUUAAGAAGAUGUUUGUGUGCAGAAGUGGAUUACCACCUGCUCCCAGCUUAAGAGAUCCACUCACAGAAUCAAGAAUGGAGAAGAUUUUGAGAGCAAUACUUCACAAGAAGAUAUAUCCCCAAAGUUCUAGCAGUGCAGCAUUGAAAUACCUGGAGAACAGGCAUAUGCCAAAGUCUUCUCAUGACGAGGAUGAUGAACUGAAUUUUAAGGCCGACAAUGGAAGUAAAUGGGUCAAGACAGACUCUGAAUAUAUUGUUCUAGAGUUUUAA
Messenger RNA from Alnus glutinosa, 837 nucleotides. Its product is annotated as protein NEGATIVE GRAVITROPIC RESPONSE OF ROOTS-like. Lineage: Eukaryota; Viridiplantae; Streptophyta; Magnoliopsida; Fagales; Betulaceae. Bases 1 to 837 code for a protein of 278 amino acids. The transcript has 5 exons. The record is from RefSeq and is a predicted model, not a curated record. Gene Ontology annotation, biological process: regulation of growth; gravitropism.